AAGAAUUGGAGCAGUCACAGGGGCACGGGCCAGGUGUGCUCUUUGUGAAAAGCGUCUGCGACUGCCACUCCUCAACUUGACCGACAAUUCAAUAAGGAACCCACACACCCCUCUCUGGAUGUAUUAAUUCAUGGUGAUUUGGGGGUUGGUUGCUGAGGCCUAAGGAAGAAUGAGUCGUCGCGGGAGCAGGAGGAGGAACAGUAGGCGAAGGAAGAGCUCCACCAGCAGUAAACAGGGUGUAUCUCCAUACGUUUUUCGAAAACAAAACAAAAGUAACAGUGUGGUGGAUGACAUAACUGAGAAAGGAGAAAUUGAGUCAUUACACAAAGAAAAUAUUUUGUCAGCAUCCGAUGAGGAAGAGGAACAAUCCAGUGAGAUUCCAAGCAAAGAGAAAAAGCUCAAGCGAGACAGUCAGCGGAGGUCCUCCCAAAACAACAGGACAUCUAGCAUUACAAAACAAGAGGACAAAGACAGACAGGUGAAAUUCACAACUUCGGUGAUAAUUGACGAUUUGCAACAAUCUUCUUCGAAAAUAAUUUUUCGCCACUGUCACAUUGGCUCGAAUGUGAAAUUUGAAAUUCAAGAAAUUCUACCAUCUGACCACUCGGGUACUGAGACAGUGUACGUAUUCCAAAGUCAAGAGGGGGCAACGGCAGAGUCCUGCGCCCAGAGUCAGUGUGACAAGGGACUCAGUCCAGAUAACGACUCGUUUCUACAGUCGUGGACUCUAAAACCAAAUGUGAACUUAACAGUGCACAGUCAAAACCAGCUGCACAGCUAUGAACUUAGUGUUCCAAAAAGCAGCCGGGACACAUCGGUUCCCGCAAGACAUAGCACUGCCUCAAGGUGUUGGGGGAAAUCUGCCUGCCGCAAAAGCUGCUGCGACGAACAAUACACAUUAUACGGCUCACCACUCAACGACACCGACCUGACGACAGCAGGCGAGUCCUCAAGCCUAAACCAUUUGUCCGAAUUCUGGCGAAGCACUGAUGCACUCUGGGACAUUCCGCCACCUCAAGAGUUUUCAGACUGUAGGUAUGACAACCUGGAGGACCUUGCAAAAGACAUAGCAUCCUGUCAGAUCGACGUCUCUGGAAAUACGGACAGACAGCAGGGGCUGAUCAGUCCGCCCCCCUCCAUGAGACACCAUAAAGACUCAGGCUGCCCCUACUCGACCGACGGUGAUGACGGUGGCCACCUGGAGUCUUUUUUUGAUCAAAUGUCGGAAUCGGACAACUACGAACCCAUGUUCAUGAGACCAUCCUCAUCCGUGAGCUGGUCCAGCUACACCAAAGAAUUCAUCCAAAACCACGAGAUGAAGACCCAGAUGCGUAACAACAGCAUAUCCACUGUAGAGCGUAAACCUUGCUCAUCGUCCAGUUAUCUACAGAAGCCAACCAAGAGACGCCGGACUUUCCCUGGGGUAGAAGAAGAACCAAGUCGGAUUCAGGAAGGCAUGCCGUCUUGGGUUGGAAGGGAGUCGUUUUCAUCGGACACCAUCUCCUCUUACAUAAAGGAAUCCCUUUCACUGCAAGCACAGAAACUGAGUAAAUGUCCAGCAGACUCCCAAGAAGUCGAGAGACUUUAUUCCAUUAAUGUGGAGAAUUGUAAAUUAUCCAGUAGCAACUGCAGACCCAGCUCCAGCAAUGCAAACAGACAUGUUGAGCCUCAACGACAAAUGAUCAAUACAGUCUAUUUACCCACAGCCGAGGAGACCUCCAAGAAAUAUACAUUAUUUCCAGAGCUAAAGCAUCCACUAUAUGAAUACCCAAGAGAACCUGAUAUGAGCUUUGGAGAUAAUCCAUUUGCAGAUAUACAUUUUGGAGAUAAACAGAUCGAGGUGGCAGAGAGUGGCUUUGAUGAAGAAAUGGGGGAGGCUGAGGACCACAGCACACAUCCCACCAUGAAAGAGUUCAAUCAGAGAGACCUGCUCAUUCAAGUCAUCCCCCCAUCGCGAACAUGCUCCGAGGAGCACAUACCUGAAAGCAGUCCCUCCAGAACAUUUUCAAACGGGGGGAACAUGGGUGUGGUAACCAAAACGUCAUGGCAACAGAGUGCCGUUAAUGAUCACCUUCAACCCAGACAAAGAAGGGGCUCUGUCAUGACCUUACAAAUUGGAGAUACUGAGCAAAGGUUCCUGCAGAACGAUUCCAAAACAGCAGAGAGCUCAGCUCUGAAUAGUGCUCAGUGGGAAGCCUUCAAUGUCAUCUCCGAGGCUCCGUCUGUUUCCUCCACACAGGAAAUGGAGGAGAUGGAUCCGGAGAUCCCAAAUGAGUCUACAGAGGAAGUCAUACUCACCAGUCACAGGUCAUUCACUGUAAGAGGUAGUAUCUCUAGCCCUGCUCUUUCACAGAUCGAAGAGGAUAAAGAACCUAACUUAGAAGAAAAUAAGGCUGAAGAUUCAGGCAUGGCAACUUCAGAGGCACCCAGCCUAUCUCAAGAAUCCCCCGAUCAGGAGACAGUAAACAAACAGAAGCCGAAGUUGUAUCAGAUAGAUUCUACAGAAAAAAAAAGCGUGUCCAAAUCCUCAUUGGAGGUAGACAGCGGCCCAGAGCCCUGGGCCAGAAGACGUAAUCUUUUCAAGGACAGCAAACAGUGGAGCUCUGCAGGAGGAAGCUCCAUAAACAGCAGCAUCAAUGAGGAGUCAGGAAUAUCAGAAGACAGUCGUUCCAUGGAUAUGGCAGCAAAGGACCUUGGGGAUAAGGGUUUCUACACAGAAACGUUCCACUCGGCGUCGUGGAUUUACAGUGGAGACGACAUCAGCCCAACUGCUGCGCCAGUCCCACCCGGCCUCCAACCCAGAACUGGAAGUCAAACACGAACUGUCACAAUUCGCGAGAGGACGGUCAAGAUAUGGAAAGGAAUGGGAGACUAUCCCUGGGGGUUCAGAAUACAGUUCUCCAAACCUAUUGUGGUAACAGAGGUCGACACAAAUGGAGCAGCCGAGGAGGCGGGGCUGUUGGUGGGAGAUUUUGUCAUAGCUGUCAAUGGGAUCGAUGUCACCAGUAUCCCCCACUCGGAGGCAGCUGACUUGGCUAGACAAGGCCCAGACCUCCUGACCUUGACCAUUGGAUCAGACAUUGCCCGGAGCCCCAACACCCCUAGACUGACCUGCCGGGGCUACCUCCAUAAACGCACCCAGAAGGGCCUGAUCAAGGGCUGGAGAAGAAGGUGGUUCGUGCUCAGACAUGACAGUUAUCUGUACUACUACAGACAUAAAAAAGACGAGGGGAGAAAGCGAGCUCUGUCAUCUUUUAAACUAGAGGGGGCGGAGGUAAAAGGGGACCCUUCCCUGGGGAAACCAUUCGUGUUCAAGUGCUGCCCUCUGUUGGCAAACCGAGCGUACCACUUCUCUGCUACAUCUAACCUGGAGAUGAAAAGAUGGUUGGACGCAAUGGAAAGAGCUGUUCAUCCAAUUACACAGAAUCACGUGUGGGUGGAUGUGACUCGGCACAACGCCAGCCUUCCCCCGCUGGCUGUGAAGAACCCGGAGUGUCUGGGUCUGCUUCACCAGAUUGACAGGAACAAUAAGGAUGCAUGGGUGCAGCAUUAUUGCAUUCUGAAGGAUGGCUGUCUGUACUUUUACGCCGGCAUCCGCUCAACUCACGCCCUCGGUGGGAUUUACUUGCAUGGAUACACGAUAAGAGACCAGCCCUUGGGAUCCAAGAAAUCCACCAUUGAACUGAAACCUCCGUCUAAUGAAUUCAAAACCUUCUACCUUUGUGCUGAAAACCCAGCCGAAAACAAAAGGUGGAUCUCGGCUUUAAAAACGUCCUCGAACAAAUGGCUUCCAUACCAUCAGGCCAUUCAGGACUAUAUGAAUCGACCACCAGAGGAGACCAGAAUGUGAGCUUGAGGGAGACACAUCACAACAAAACUUAAUGCAAUUGUACUGCAAUAGUUUAUGGUUUGGUUUAACCACAAGCAUGUUAAUGGAUGACUUCCCUCACAUCAUGUUAUGAUGGAAAAUGAUGCUGACAUGGAAAGGCAUAUUUUCAUGGAGAAAUGCACUGAAUUAUUGUGAACUGCCUCAAUACUGUCCGUUUGACAUUCCGUUGAAGCAAAUUUUAUGCAAAAUGUGUGUACUGUACUUAAGCACAGGUUUAUGCUAGCCAGAUUACAUAAUCUGUGUGCAAGAAUACAGACAGAUCUGGGACCAGUCUCAGUCUUGAGGACUGGAUGUUCAAAGCAAUUACAGCAUGUUCGCUUCAGUAGCGUUUACUGGGUUUGUAAGUGAUUGCCCUUUGGGCACACAAACUGAACUGUCAUGUUUGUACUUACAUAGUUUUGUCUGAAAUAAUAUUCUGAGUAGACUGGAGUAGUGCAGUUUACACUGGAACAAUUAGAAAUAUUUGCACAGAUCAAUUGACAUUAAGUAACUUUUUUUGUAAAACUGCUGCUAUUUUUAUGCUUUAAAUAAUUUGUAUUUGGUCAUUUAAUGUAUCUGGCAUUAAGCAUUUUUUACUCUUUGUAAAAAUAAAUGUAAUAAUAGUUGUCUGUAGGGUUUUAAUUGUUGAUACGGGCUCCAGUAUCUAGAUACUGGUAGCUUUCCUAGUCUUUCCGCACUCAGCUAUUUCAGGUAUGAUGAGAUUGGCUGAACAAUAAGCAAAUAAAUGAUAUGACAAACUUUCACCUCAGAACACUUUUAUUAUCUGAUACUGCGAUACAAUAGCAAGAAACAAAACAUUUAAAUGUUAUAUGAUGGUCAAGCAGGCUAAGCUGUUAUGAUUUGAA
Molecule: messenger RNA, 4734 nt
Organism: Esox lucius (northern pike)
Lineage: Eukaryota; Metazoa; Chordata; Actinopteri; Esociformes; Esocidae
Gene: pdzph1
Product: PDZ and pleckstrin homology domains 1
Exons: 13
Coding region: 170-3850 (1226 amino acids)
Molecular function (GO): protein binding
Source: RefSeq, a predicted model, not a curated record